CCAGGACCUUGGCAAGUCGCAUUGCUGUCUGCACCCACUCUACUUUGGGACAUAGUGUGUGAUUAAAAAAACGAAACAAAACAAACAGUGGAUUUAGGAGCAAGUGGCUGAGGGAAAACUGAUAAACGGACUGACGAAAGCUGAUACCCGAAGUGGAGAAAGUCAACAGCCUUAUCUCUAAGGAGAAACCCAUCUACCUCACACAAGGCACUGAGGGUGACUUGUCUGAUACCGAGCCUUCUGCGGGGACAGAGACAUCGGGGAAUCCAGAGAGGGACGAGUGAGAUCCAUACAAGCCCAGCAGAUCAAACCCCCUCAAACAGGCAGGGGACUUGCAGGUCCGGGAGGGACAGACUUUGGUCCUACAUAUCUACUAGACUCACAAGGUCCACUCAGAUGCCUCUAAAGAACUCGCUCUACUUCAAGUCGACGACCCUGCGGUGGUCACGCAAGCAGAAGCCGAAGGCCAUGCUCUCCAGCAGCAUGAUCAGCCAGCCACUGGGCGACUUCCGCCACCUCUCCCACAUCGGCCUCGACGAGUCCUUCGGCGACGUGCCCGUCUUCCAGCGCAGCGGCAGCCUGGUGCUGCACGGCUCCCGCAGCGACCAGAACCUGUACCUGGUGGGCCCACCGCCUCCCAAGCCGCCCCGGCUCCUUACCCCAGAGGAGGCUGCCGCUCAGGCCCGCAGCAGGGCCGCCAGCCCCACGCACAAGAAGAGCCACUCGCUGCCCCUGCUGGACGAAGUCCAGGUGGUGCACCUGCCCUGCAGCGAUGAAGCGGACGGCGAAGUGGACGGGCUAGUCGGACUGACCACCAAACUGCCCCCUAAGGCCCAAUGGUCCGGUCUGAGUCCUGCGGGGGCAGAUGACCUGCCCCUGUCACUCAACCUGGACCUUGGGCCCUCCAUACUGGACGAUGUCCUAAAGGUGAUGGACAGCCAGUGAGAAUCUGCUGAACAGCCAUUACAUUGGUGGACUGCUGUACAUAGACGUUAUGACAAACAAAAUGCCCUUUGGCACUAUGAACUAUGGGGUGGUGGUAGUGUAGUGGUUAAGGAGCUGGGCUAGCGUGCAGUAGCCUGAAAGUUGUCGGUUCAAUUCCCGGCUUCCACCGCUGUGCCCUUGAGCAAGGCACUUAACCCCAAGUUGCUCCGGGGACAAUGUGAUCCCUUGUAAUAGCUGACAUAUGUAAGUCACUUUGGUCAAGAAGUGUCUGCUAAAUGUAAUGUAAUGUAAUGUAAAUGUAAAAUGAACUGUACUGACGUAUUUGAUAAGGAAGAGACUGCGUUGAUCACUUAAACAGGGUGUGGGGAGAUGAAGGAAGUCUGUUGUUCUGCUUAUGAUUACCCACUUCGCAGCAAUUUGUAAAUGGCAUCUUCUUGUUUUUUUUUUUUUAAAGUGGAGGAUAUAGGGGAAA
This is a messenger RNA of Alosa alosa (allis shad), 1417 nucleotides long. RefSeq names its product cdc42 effector protein 2-like. The record is from RefSeq and is a predicted model, not a curated record. The transcript is spliced from 2 exons. NCBI's taxonomy places the organism in Eukaryota, Metazoa, Chordata, Actinopteri, Clupeiformes, Clupeidae. The coding region runs from base 397 to 945 and encodes 182 amino acids.